Nematolebias whitei (Rio pearlfish) is the source of this 884-nucleotide messenger RNA. RefSeq names its product armadillo repeat containing 1, like (gene armc1l). Gene Ontology annotation, molecular function: protein binding; metal ion binding. Lineage: Eukaryota; Metazoa; Chordata; Actinopteri; Cyprinodontiformes; Rivulidae. The transcript has 6 exons. The record is from RefSeq and is a predicted model, not a curated record. Bases 11 to 826 code for a protein of 271 amino acids.
GUUUCCAAAGAUGAUGGAUGCUCUGUCGGUGGUUUGUCAGCUGCGGGAUUUGGCCUCUGAGCCGCAGAACCGACAGGUGAUAGUCGAGGACCAAGGCUGUCUUCCUGGGCUGGUUCUUUUCCUGGAUCACAAGAAUCCGGAAGUGCUGUUCUCAACCCUACAGACUCUGCGUUAUUUGGCUGAACUGCCUCGCAACAUCCCCAUCAUGAAGAAUGAACUGGGUAUGAUGGUGAGCCUGGAGAAUUUAUUUGGAAGAGAUGGUCAGUCUGUUGACAUUACAGCUUUGGCUAAAGAGGUUUACGACAUUCUGAGUGCACCUAAUAAUCCCGCUCCCCGCACACCAGAGAGACAGAGAAGAAAGAAGUCUCAGUUCUUCAUCAACUCCUCCAACAAGAAGGCCAAGUCUGUCACAUUACACAUCCACGGACUGGACAGCACUAACCAGCGAAGCUUGUGUGAGGAGGCUCUCCUGAAAGUCAAAGGUGUGAUUAGCUUCACUUUUCAAAUGGCCUCCAAGAGAUGUACGGUCCGCAUCCGUUCAGACCUCCCCACUGAGAGUCUGGGAACGGCCAUCGCUGCCACCAAGGUGCUGUCAGCUCAGCAGGUGGUGAAAAAUGAGGCAGGUGAAGAGGUUUACAUUCCUCUGAUCUCGAGUGGAGCGCAGGUUCAGCAAAACUCAGUCCUUCCAGAUUACCUCCCGGAGGACGAGGAGAAUCCCCAGAGGGAGGUCGACCGAGCAAUUUCCCGCACCGCAGCCAAGGAAGAUACCAACGGGAGCUGGCUCAACACAGCUGCCAGUUUCCUCACAAAAACCUUCUACUGGUGAAGCUGAAGCGCUGUGAGGCACAGACUGGUUCUGGAGCGGGCGUUAUGAGCUAUGAGAC